CGCAAAAGAGUAAGAGUAGAGAAGAAAAAUGGUAGGCUCUAACUGCCUUUACUCUUCUCUAGCUCGAGGUAUGAAUCAAUAAUAUCAUUUCAUUUUGCUUCGAAGCCCUGUGAUUCCCAACGCGCACAUUCACACAAUGUGCAAUGACAACUAAGUCAUUGAUUGACUAAAUGCAGAAGAAAUUAAUAUUUUUGAUUAGAACACCACCAACACCGCUCCGUCGAUUGCUCAUAAUAAAGAAGGGAUCAUAAUCCUUCCCAUUUCCGACAAGAAUGCUCUGUUUUCCGCCGAUCUAGCUCGGAUUUGGCUCUGGCGCAACAGUGAAACUGACAUUCUGCAUUGUGAUGGAAGAAUACCUGUUCAAAAUAGUGGUGAUCGGGGACUCUGCAGUGGGGAAAUCGAAUCUGCUGUCCAGGUAUUCUCGGAAUGAAUUUAAUCCUAACUCAAAGGCAACCAUUGGUGUGGAGUUUCAGACCCAGAUCAUGGAAAUUGACGGAAAGGAGAUCAAAGCUCAGAUUUGGGACACUGCAGGCCAGGAAAGGUUCCGAGCUGUUACUUCAGCUUAUUACAGGGGAGCCGUGGGGGCCCUCAUUGUUUAUGAUAUUAGCCGCAGGCUUACGUUUGAGAAUGUUGCACGAUGGCUUGAAGAGCUUAAGAUGCACACUGAUACCAACGUGGUGAGAAUGCUUGUGGGAAACAAAUGUGAUUUGGAACAUAUUAGAGAAGUGUCAGUGGAAGAUGGGAAGAACCUUGCCGAAGCAGAGGGGCUUUUUUUCAUAGAGACCUCUGCUUUGGAUAACACAAAUGUCAUGUCCGCCUUCCAGAUUGUGGUUAGAGAGGUUUACAAUAGUGUGAGUAGAAAAGUGUUGAACUCUGACUCCUAUAAAUCUGAAUUGUCCUUGGACAGGAUUAAAAUUAUUGAUGGCGAUGAUGCUUCCAAGUCAAAGUACUUAUGCUGCUGAAGAGUUUUCUUUUCUUUUUCCCUUCCAUUUUUUUUUUGUUGGGUUUCACUUGGUGCACUUCAGAAUCUUGGAUCAUAAAAAUCUCUUUGGUUCUUUGUUCAUGGGGUUCUCAAGUAGAUAUAUUGUUUAUUUAGGCAGUCAAUUGUAUAAGAGUUUUUUUUCAGUUUAGAAGCAGCCAAAGAAGACUUGGUGGAAAUCUGUAACUGGGCUUCUUACGAUAAUGGGUUGUAGCUGCUAUAAGCAGAGAGCAGAAUAAUCCUGAAUGAAUUCAAAGCAUUGUAUUGUAGUCUCUUUUUUGUUAAUUUGAUUUCAUGGUAUUAUAAAACAUUGAGGCCAUGUGGAUGGAACUUUGAAGAA
Cryptomeria japonica (Japanese cedar) is the source of this 1319-nucleotide messenger RNA. RefSeq names its product ras-related protein RABA5c. The transcript is spliced from 2 exons. The record is from RefSeq and is a predicted model, not a curated record. Gene Ontology annotation, cellular component: endosome. The coding region runs from base 345 to 962 and encodes 205 amino acids. Gene Ontology annotation, molecular function: GTPase activity; GTP binding. NCBI's taxonomy places the organism in Eukaryota, Viridiplantae, Streptophyta, Pinopsida, Cupressales, Cupressaceae.